AUGAAGAGGAACAUGAAUGGAUACUAUGUUUGUGUUCCACUGUUUGUGUGCUUGGUGUUAGCUAUUGAACUUGUUCUAGCAGCGGAUUUUAAGCCUACGGAUAAAAUCCUGCUGAGUUGUGGAGGUCCUGCUGUUAGUACUGAUCCUGAUGGCCGUGAAUGGACCACUGAUAAUGGUUCCAAGUUUGGUUCUUCAACUGGUAAAUCGAACCCGGCACAGGCUGCAACUCAAGAUCCUUCUGUUCCUCAGAUUCCCUUCAUGACAGCGCGUGUUUUCCAAUCGGCUUAUACCUACAGUUUUCCGGUGGCUUCUGGUUGGAAGUUCCUCCGGUUGUACUUUUAUCCGGCUUCUUAUAACAGCCUCAAUAUAUCUGAUGCACGGUUUGGCGUGACAGCACAAUCGUAUACCGUGCUUAGGAAUUUCAGUGUUUUUGAGACUAUUUUGGGUUUGAAUUUUCAAUAUAUUGUGAAGGAAUAUGCAAUUCAUGUUGAUGAAGGAACCUUGAAUGUGACUUUUACUCCAUCUGCAAAUGCAUCUAAAGCCUAUGCAUUUGUUAAUGGGAUUGAGGUUGUGUCCAUGCCUGAUAUUUAUACUUCUCCUGAUGGAACAACACUGAUGGUUGGUACAGGUACUAGCUUCCCAAUUGACAACAGCACUGCACUUGAGAAUGUUUAUAGGUUAAACGUGGGUGGGAAUGAUAUCUCACCCUCCCACGAUACCGGCAUGUUUAGGUCGUGGAACGAUGAUGUGCUUUACAUCUAUGGGGCCGGACUUGGAGUUACCGAGAUUGCGGAUUCAGCAGUGAAGAUUGAGUAUCCUCCGGGCACACCGAGUUAUAUUGCUCCGACUGAUGUCUACUCGACGGCCAGAUCGAUGGGUCCGAAUCCCAAUAUCAAUUUGAAUUACAACUUGACUUGGAUUUUCUCAAUUGAUUCUGGGUUUUCCUAUCUUGUGAGACUUCAUUUUUGUGAAGGCACGACGAAUAUAACCAAGAUUAAUCAAAGGGUAUUUAAUAUAUUCCUUGCUAAUCAAACUGCUGAGGAUGGGGCUGAUGUUAUUGGCUGGGCAAAUAGUUAUAGCCUUCCACAUUCAAAUGGGGUUCCGGUGCAUAAAGAUUAUGUUGUAUUUGUUCCCAAUGGGCCGCCACGACAGGACCUUUGGCUUGCACUGCAUCCAGAUAAAUCUGAUAAGCCAAAUUACUACGACGCAAUCUUGAAUGGAAUAGAGAUAUUCAAAAUCAGUGAUAGUAAAGGUAAUCUGGCAGGGACAAACCCUCCUCCUCUUGUGGUGCAAGAAAAAAUUGACGCCUCAUUGGCGAGGCAAUCUAGUCACGGUAAAUCUAAGAAUCAUAUAGGAAUCAUUGCUGGAGGUGUUGUUGGAGGAUUUGUUUUGUUACUUGUGAUUGGUCUAUUUGCUCUUAGCAAAUCCCGAAGACGCAGGAGUGGAAAAGAUUCUAGUACAACUGAAGGGCCGUCUGGCUGGCUUCCACUUUCUCUUUACGGUAAUUCACACUCAGCAGCUUCUGCCAAGACCAACACGACAGGAAGUUAUGCAUCCUCUCUUCCGGCUAAUCUUUGUCGCCAUUUCUCAUUUGCUGAAAUCAAGGCUGCUACAAACAACUUCGACGAGGCUUUGAUUCUUGGUGUGGGAGGGUUUGGCAAGGUUUACAAAGGAGAAAUUGACGGUGGGUCAACGAAAGUUGCAAUUAAACGUGGGAAUCCACUUUCCGAGCAGGGUGUGCACGAAUUCCAAACUGAAAUUGAAAUGCUCUCCAAACUUCGUCACCGUCACCUUGUUUCACUGAUCGGAUACUGUGAAGAGAACACCGAAAUGAUCCUUGUCUAUGAUCACAUGGCCUAUGGAACACUCAGGGAGCAUCUAUACAAGACCCAGAAACCUCCACUUCCAUGGAAGCAAAGGCUUGAGAUAUGCAUCGGAGCUGCUCGCGGUUUACACUAUCUUCACACCGGUGCAAAACAUACCAUCAUUCACCGUGAUGUGAAGACAACAAACAUUUUACUAGAUGAGAAAUGGGUGGCCAAGGUUUCUGAUUUCGGUUUGUCGAAAACAGGUCCUACAUUGGAUAAUACUCAUGUAAGUACUGUGGUAAAAGGUAGUUUUGGUUACUUGGAUCCAGAAUACUUCAGGAGGCAACAACUUACCGACAAAUCCGACGUGUACUCAUUUGGUGUGGUUCUAUUUGAGAUACUCUGUGCUCGCCCGGCUUUGAACCCAACACUUGCUAAGGAGCAAGUCAGUCUAGCUGAGUGGGCAUAUCAUUGCUACAAAAAAGGCAUCCUUGAUCAAAUAACAGAUCCUUAUCUAAAGGGCAAGAUAGCUCCAGAAUGUUUCAAGAAGUUCGCCGAGACCGCGAUGAAGUGUGUGAACGACCAAGGCAUUGAAAGGCCAUCCAUGGGCGAUGUGCUAUGGAACCUGGAAUUUGCUUUGCAGUUGCAAGAAAGCGCGGAGGAGAGUGGCAGCGGUUUUGGCGGAAUAUGCGGUGAAGACGAGCCAUUGUUUACAGAUUCAAAAGGAAAGAAGGACAUGGAUGCGAUGCCGGGUUAUGAUGGUAAUGUGACUGACUCCAAAAGCAGUGGCAUGUCUAUGAGCAUUGGUGGGAGAAGCUUGGCUAGUGAAGAUUCUGAUGGGUUAACUCCUAGUGCUGUGUUUUCACAGAUCAUGAAUCCAAAAGGACGUUGA
Messenger RNA from Vicia faba (fava bean), 2700 nucleotides. The record is from the annotation of a GenBank genome assembly. NCBI's taxonomy places the organism in Eukaryota, Viridiplantae, Streptophyta, Magnoliopsida, Fabales, Fabaceae.